Molecule: messenger RNA, 255 nt
Organism: Botrytis fragariae
Lineage: Eukaryota; Fungi; Ascomycota; Leotiomycetes; Helotiales; Sclerotiniaceae
Exons: 2
Coding region: 1-255 (84 amino acids)
Molecular function (GO): endonuclease activity
Source: RefSeq, a predicted model, not a curated record
AUGGGUGCAGGGUUUACUAGUGGUGAGGGAUGUUUCCAAAUAUCCGUUAGUUCUUCAGCUAAUUCUAAAUUCAAAGUGCGAGUUCAAUUAGAAUUUUCUGUUAUUCAACAUGUUCGCGAUGAGCAGUUAAUAAGCCAAGCAGUAGAGUACAGAGUAUUUAAGUUUUCAAAUAUUGAAAAUAAAAUUCUUCCUUUCUUUACUAAAUAUCCUAUUAUUGGUGAAAAUCCAAGGAUUUUUAUGAUUGAUCUCGAGUAG